GGGGUUGGUUGGUAUUUUCAAUUUCUUCAUAAGGCCUGUUCUGUGUUGUGCAAUUAUUGAACUUUGCACUAGAUUUGUUCAGUUUUGGUCCAGAUAGUGGCACCCUCGGGUGAAAUAUCUCCUGGUGAAACUGAACAAAAUCUUUCUUGAUAAAGUUUUGAUUUGCUUGGUAAAAGUUGGUCCUUUAUUCACGAAAGUUUGAUUUAUUUUAAAGGAAAAAGAAAAAACACGAGGAAGUGCAGAAGAUUACCUUUUUAUAAUUCUUGAGCACGUUUGGUUGCUGGUGAAAAUAUCUGUCUCAUUUCAUGUUCUUUGGCUUCAUUAUUUGAAACUUUGGACUGUUACUUCGGGUUUAUGCUAUUACGUACCUUUGUUCCCUUUUUUUCAGUGUUGGGGAUGCGAAUAUUGUUGAUCUAUGUUUCUUCUCCCUUCUUUCAACUUUCAAAUUUGGACAUUCAGACAGAACAUUUGUUGCCCUUUUGGGUUUUAUAAUUUUGUUGUACUAAUCUAUAACACAUGAAUGUUUUUUCUUUCAAUUUAUGUAAAGGUGAUAUGCUGGUUAAUUAUUUUCCAAGAAUUUAAAAAGGAAAUAUAGCAUCAGCAUUUAGCUGAGUUACAUGAUUUGUUUUUAAUAAUUUGACAAUAGUUUGCUCCCUUUAUAGGUGCAUUUAUCUUGAAAUAGCAGUAAUUAGCAAACAUGGCGCUAGGGAAGAAUAUCCGAGGCGAUGGGAGGAAGUUAUCAAACUACUGUUCAACUGUCUCUGUAGCGGUGUUUGUUGCAUUUUGUUUAGUAGCUGUAUGGAUUGUAAUGUCAUCUAUUGUUCCAAUUCAGAAUUCAGUCAUUAAGGUAUCUGAGGCCAUUCAUGAUGCUAAAAAUGUAGCAAGUGAAAAUAGUUCCAGGCAAUUUGAAGACAGAUUAGGUGAUAUACCCGACGAAUCAACACAAGGAGAUAGCCAGACUCAUAAAUCUGAGAGUGAUAGUCAUCCAGAAAACCAGGAUGACCACCAUGGAGGAGUUGAAAAAGUGUCUGAUAAUACAGCUGAAGAAAACAUGCAAGAGGUUGUUAGGGAAAACUCAAGUGAAGAGAAUGAUUUAGAGAAGGGUCCUGGGAAUACAGCUGAGGAGGACUAUCAAAUGAGGCAUAUCAAGCCAAGCACUGAUGAGAAGGAGAAAGAAUCAGAUGAAAGCUUAAAUUCAGAAUCUGAAGAAGCAAAAACAUUGAAUGGUCAAAUUAAUGAUGAUGAACUUGGAGAAUCAAUGGAAACUAUAGAUGAAAAAAAAUCUGAAAAGAGUGUAAAUGAUAACAAAUUAGAGACAGAAAAGCAUACAGAUGAAGUCACAGAACAAGAUGAGAUGGUUGGUGAGACUGAGGAGGAGAAAAUCAAGAAAAAUCUGCAUUCAAAGACAACACAAAGUACUGGAGAGAGUAAUGCAGAAAGGCAUGAAGACAGUGCAGCUUCAAAAGAAGCUUUUAUUAAUGGUACCCUUUCUGAAACUUUGACUGAAGCUGGCACUGAAAAUGGAACAUGGUCAACUCAAGCUUCAGAGUCGCAGCAUGAGAAGGAAUCACAGAAGUCCUUGAUUUCUAUUGACAGCAAAAACUAUGACUGGAAACUUUGUAAUACAACUACUGGAUCAGAGUACAUUCCUUGCCUUGACAAUUGGCAAACAAUUAAAAGGCUUAAAAGCAUAAGGCACUAUGAACAUCGUGAGAGGCACUGUCCUGAUAAAGCUACCACUUGUCUUGUUUCUCUGCCUGAAGGCUAUAGAAGCCCAAUUAAGUGGCCCAAAAGCAGGGAAAUGAUAUGGUACAACAAUGCUCCGCACACAAAGCUUGUAGAAUAUAAGGGUCAUCAAAACUGGGUCAAAGUUACCGGUGAAUACCUUACUUUUCCUGGUGGGGGAACUCAGUUUAAACAUGGAGCUCUUCAUUACAUUGAAUUCAUUCAGAAAUCUCUUCCUAAAAUUGCAUGGGGGAAGAGAAGUCGUGUGGUAUUAGAUGUUGGAUGUGGAGUAGCCAGCUUUGGAGGCUAUCUGUUUGAAAAAGAUGUUCUAACCAUGUCAUUUGCUCCUAAAGAUGUGCAUGAGGCACAGGUGCAAUUUGCACUGGAACGUGGAAUUCCUGCCACAUUGGGUGUCAUGGGCACUAAAAGAUUGCCCUACCCUGGUUCUGUCUUUGAUCUUAUCCACUGUGCUCGUUGUAGGGUCCCUUGGCACAUAGAAGGUGGUAGGCUACUCUUAGAGCUUAAUCGUGUCUUGCGACCUGGAGGUUAUUUUGUAUGGUCUGCUACUCCAGUGUACCAAAAGGAUCCAGAAGAUGUUGAGAUUUGGAAAGCCAUGGGUGAAGUUACAAAGUCAAUGUGCUGGGAUUUGGUGGUAAUUGCAAAGGACAAAUUGAAUGGAGUGGCAGCAGCGAUGUAUAGAAAACCAACUGACAAUGAAUGCUAUAACCAAAGAUUAAACAAUGAGCCGCCAAUGUGUGAUGGAUCUGAUGAUCCUAAUACAGCCUGGAAUAUAUCACUACAGGCUUGUAUGCACAAAGUGCCUACAGAUGCAUCAGACCGAGGUUCAAUCUGGCCUGAGCAAUGGCCACUGAGGUUGGAAAAACCACCUUACUGGUUAAACUCUCAGGCUGGUGUUUAUGGAAGAUCUGCUUCAGUAGAAUUCAAUGCCGAUUACAAGCAUUGGAAGAAUGUUCUUUACCACUCAUAUUUGAAUGGAAUGGGUAUCAAUUGGUCCUCAGUAAGAAAUGUCAUGGACAUGAGAGCUGUUUAUGGAGGGUUUGCUGCAGCACUCAAAGCCAUGAAAUUAAAUGUUUGGGUAAUGAAUGUGGUUCCAAUUGAUUCUCCAGACACGCUGCCAAUAAUAUAUGAGCGUGGAUUAUUCGGUAUUUAUCACGAUUGGUGCGAAUCCUUCAAUACCUAUCCUAGAUCUUAUGAUCUUCUCCAUGCUGAUUCCUUAAUCUCAACACUUAAAGAAAGGUGCAACAUAGUGGCAGUGAUUGCAGAAGUUGAUAGGAUCCUGAGACCAGAAGGAUAUUUGAUCAUAAGAGACAAUGUUGAAACUAUUAGUGAGAUAGAGAACAUGGCAAAAUCUCUACACUGGGAAAUUCGGUUAACAUAUUCAAAAGAUGGGGAGGGAUUGCUUUGCGUUCAGAAGACAUUCUGGCGUCCAACAAAGGUUGAAACCAUUGUGUCAGCCAUUGCCUGAUUAGGAUUUAGGAUGCUCAAUUUCACGGUUUUUUAUUUGCCACGAUUGUAUUAUUUAAGUGUCACAUUUACUACUCUAUGUAAUAUUUGUUUAUUUAUUUAUUAUUUUUUAAAGUAAAUUUGUGGGUUAUUAUUCUUUUGACACCCCUAAUAGUUUUAUUUUAAGGGAAAAUUUUAAGGUUAUUCUAUCUUUGGUUCAAUCCCAAAGAUUAUGAUCUUUUGCAUCUUUUGUCUGUACUAGUCUUUGAAGCUAGCUAGCUACUGCAUGGUUGAGAUGGGCAAUAAAUAAGGUCAAGAGAUUUCGUU
Abrus precatorius (Indian licorice) is the source of this 3516-nucleotide messenger RNA. Its product is annotated as probable methyltransferase PMT25. The record is from RefSeq and is a predicted model, not a curated record. The transcript is spliced from 8 exons. Gene Ontology annotation, molecular function: methyltransferase activity. The coding region runs from base 698 to 3211 and encodes 837 amino acids. Gene Ontology annotation, cellular component: endosome; cytoplasm; trans-Golgi network. Lineage: Eukaryota; Viridiplantae; Streptophyta; Magnoliopsida; Fabales; Fabaceae.